AUUAGAUUCCACUUUUCUCACAUGUGCGUAUGUCCUACAUUGGAAUCCGUAGGAUUGCUCGGCAUUUAUUGGCUGAUUGCAUGAUCGCUGUCACUGCUUACGUCAAUACGCGGAGCUGCUUCCUGAAGCUUAGCAGAUCCAGCAAAAUAGAAGAUGUUGGUCCUGGUGUUAGGUGACCUGCACAUCCCCCACCGAUGCAACACCCUUCCAGCCAAGUUCAAGAAGCUGCUAGUGCCAGGCAAAAUCCAGCACAUCCUCUGUACAGGCAACCUUUGCACCAAGGAGAGCUAUGACUACCUGAAGACCCUGGCUGGGGAUGUACACAUCGUCAGGGGAGACUUUGAUGAGAACCUGAACUACCCGGAGCAGAAGGUGGUGACAGUGGGUCAGUUUAAGAUCGGCCUGAUCCAUGGGCACCAGGUUAUCCCAUGGGGGGACAUGGCAAGCCUAGCCCUGCUGCAGAGGCAGCUUGACGUCGACAUCCUCAUCUCUGGACACACGCACAAGUUCGAGGCCUUCGAAAACGAGAACAAGUUCUACAUCAACCCCGGCUCAGCAACUGGAGCCUACAACGCACUGGAAAGCAACAUCAUCCCAUCCUUUGUAUUGAUGGACAUCCAAGCAUCCACAGUGGUGACUUAUGUCUACCAGCUCAUCGGAGAUGACGUGAAAGUGGAGCGGAUUGAGUACAAGAAAUCCUAAAACCAGGACUGAAGUAGGGGGCUCCGUUGUUCACUUAGCGUAUCGUUUCAUUCCUUUCUACCUGCAGCUCCGACUACGUCACCGUUAAUACUUGACUUGGGCAGGAGCUGCACCUCAAAUGUUCUACUGCUUGAGCUCCUGUUCCUCUUAUAGAAUAAUAGCGCCAAAGUAUUGUGGAGCUCCUGCACCUAAAUAUAAACAGUACCAGCACCCAAAAUGAGUACCAGAACCUAUUCAUGUCCAAGUCAAUCACUGGUCACCACAAUGCUGAUGCUGUACCACAUCUGUUUGCCACUUAACUCUACAGAGACAUGUUCAAUAUUGUUUAUAUUUCAUCAGCAUUUGCUUGUGUUCGACCCACCAUCUGGUGUCUGUAGAGAAUGCAAUAAGGUCACGAGUUUGCGUAAUGUCAUUUAAAAUAAAUAUUUUUAAUUUUACAUAUUGGGAUGUAAAAUGUCCUGUAAGUACAUGUAACUCCAUGGCCUUUAUCUUCCUGUAGUGGGCCUUCUCUCACUCAUUUUCCCCACAAUAAAAAUCCAAUUUCACUUUC
Oncorhynchus keta (chum salmon) is the source of this 1252-nucleotide messenger RNA. Its product is annotated as vacuolar protein sorting-associated protein 29. The record is from RefSeq and is a predicted model, not a curated record. The transcript is spliced from 4 exons. Gene Ontology annotation, cellular component: retromer complex; endosome. NCBI's taxonomy places the organism in Eukaryota, Metazoa, Chordata, Actinopteri, Salmoniformes, Salmonidae. Bases 154 to 702 code for a protein of 182 amino acids. Gene Ontology annotation, biological process: intracellular protein transport; retrograde transport, endosome to Golgi.